This is a messenger RNA of Hirundo rustica (Barn swallow), 3052 nucleotides long. RefSeq names its product UTP15 small subunit processome component (gene UTP15). The record is from RefSeq and is a predicted model, not a curated record. NCBI's taxonomy places the organism in Eukaryota, Metazoa, Chordata, Aves, Passeriformes, Hirundinidae. The transcript has 12 exons. Gene Ontology annotation, biological process: rRNA processing; positive regulation of transcription by RNA polymerase I. Gene Ontology annotation, cellular component: nucleolus. Bases 153 to 1715 code for a protein of 520 amino acids. Gene Ontology annotation, molecular function: protein binding.
UGUCCCGUGUGCCCCGGCCCCACCGCUCCUUCCCGGGCCCACCGCUCCUUCCCGGGCCCACCGCUCCUUCCCGGGCCCACCGCCCCUUCGCGAGCCCCUCCCGCUGAGCCCCCCACCCCACCCCCGGCCCGGCCCCGCGCCCCCCGUGCGUCAUGGCCGCGUACAAGCCGGUGGUGGUGCAGGCGUACCCCAAGCUCGGGGAGAGGAUCACGCAGGACACGCUGUACUGGCGGGGAUACAAGACGCCCGUUCAGAUAAAGGAAUUCGGCGCAGUAAAUAAAAUUGACUUCUCCCCAGCCCCGCCGUAUAACUACGCUGUCACAGCCUCCUCGAGGAUCCACAUCUACGGCCGGUACUCCCAGGAGCCCAUCAAGACCUUCUCCCGCUUCCGCGACGCCGCAUACUGUGCCACCUACAGGGACGACGGGCGCCUGCUGGCCGCCGGCAGCGAGGACGGCAGCAUCUGCCUCUUCGACGUCAGCGGCAAGGCGCCGCUGAGGCAGUUCGAGGGUCAUACCAAACCAGUUCAUGUAGUGGGCUUCCUGUCCGAUAAGUACCGGAUAUUUUCCGGUGGUGAUGAUUAUUCAUCGAAUCUCUGGGAUAUUCCAAGUGCCACAGAAAUCAUCUCUUACAGUGAACAUACUGACUACGUGAGAUGCGGAUGUGCAAGUAAAGUGAAUGCAGAUGUCUUCAUAACAGGUUCCUAUGAUCACACUGUGAAGCUGUUUGAUGCACGAACAAAGAGCAGUGUCAUGACGAUAGAACACGGCUAUCCUGUGGAGAGCGUGCUUCUCUUUCCAUCUGGUGGGCUUCUCGUAUCUGCAGGAGGUCGGUAUGUCAAAGUUUGGGAUGUGCUAAAAGGAGGACAGUUACUGGUUUCACUUAAAAAUCACCAUAAAACUGUAACUUGUUUGUGCCUGAACAGCACUGGACAAAGGUUGUUGUCAGGAUCCCUGGACAGGCAUGUCAAGAUUUACAGUACUACAUCCUACAAAGUAGUCCACAGCUUCAACUACGCAACGUCCAUCCUCAGUCUUGCGUUGUCGCCUGAAGAUGAAACCUUAGUUGUAGGCAUGACCAAUGGGGUGCUAAAUGUUAAACACAGAAAACCGGAAGAAAAGAGUGAAAACUCUCAAAAGAAGAGGCAACCAGCAUAUAGAACCUAUGUGAAAGGAAGAACUUACAUGCCAAAACAGGACGACUUCUGUGUCAGUAAACCUGUAAAACGUGUGUUGAGAAAAUACGAUAAGCUGCUGAGGAGCUUUCAGUCUUCCAAGGCUCUUGAUGCAGUACUGGAGCCACCCAUCAUGCUUCACACUCCUGAAGUCACGGUUGCAGUCAUGCAGGAGCUGCAUCGCAGAGGAACGCUGAGAAGCGCGCUUGCAGGCCGAGAUGAGAAGCAAGUUAAUCUCCUGCUUACCUUUGUGGCAAGGCGUGUGAUUGAGCCUAGAUUUACUUCUGUGCUGGUGACUGUUGCUGAUAUGAUCACUGACAUUUAUCACCCUGUGGUUGGGCAGUCAGCGGUAGUUGAUAAACAGUUCCUGAAACUCAAGGAAGCUAUCGGAAAAGAGAUUGACUAUCAAGAAGAACUACUGGAAGUUUUGGGAAUGAUGGAUACACUGUUUGCUACUUUUACUAAGAAAACAGAUACAUGUUUAGAAGAGAACCAAAGUAAUGGUGUUACAGAGAUCAUUGAAACAAAUAGGAAUUACUGAGACUCAUCACAACAUAUUGCCACAAUUGUGAAAUUGAAAGACAUGACCUGUUCUCCUGGUUACAUCUUACAAUAGUGACUUUCAAAAUAAGCUCCUGUAUGUUGAAGUUCUGUCUUUUAAAUUGAAUAGGCUUGAUUACUGAAGACAGAGGAGGAGGACAUUUUCAGGAUUGUCCAUGAAAUAUUUUUCAAACAAUUUAGCUUUAAAAUUUUGUUUCAGAAUUUCAGAGUUUCAUAACUUCUUAAGGGUUUAUAUGGCCUGACUUUUGGUAGUGGCAGGGCUGCAGGGGUGGCUUCUGUGAGAAGCUGCCAGAAGCUUCCAUCAUGUCUGGCAGAGCCAAUAAUCCCUGCUGGCUGCAGAGGUGGACGUGCCACUGGCUGAGGCUGGGCCAACCAGAAAUGGUGAUAACAGAGUUGUAAUUGCGGCCAGAGAAGAGCAGAGCGAGAACAUGUGAGAAGAACAACCCUGUGAGACACCGAGGUCAGGGAAGAAGGAGGGGCAGGAGAUGUCCCAGGUGCCAAGAUUCCCCUGCAGCCCAUGGUGCAGCCCAUGGAGAUCCAUGGGGAAGGCAGAGAUCCACCUGCAGCCCAUGGAGGAGCCCAGGCUGGAGCAGAGGGAUGCCUGAGAGGAGGCUGUGAGCCUGUGGGAGACCCAUGGAGAGAGGGGCCCUGCUCCCAGGCUGGAGCAGCCUGUCCUUGAAGGACUGCACCCCCUGGAGCAGUCUGGGGAGGACUGUUGCCCCUGGGAUGGACUCACACAGGUCAUGAACUGACCGUAAUCCCCAUUCCCUCUCUCCUUGUGCCCUGGGGUAGGAUUUGGAGCUGGGAAGGAGGGAGGGGUGGGGAGAAGGUGUUUUUAAGGGUUUAUUUUACUUCUCAUUAUCCUGCUCUGAUUUUGUUUGGUAAUAAAUGUAAUUAAUAUCUCUUAAGUUAAGCCUGUUAUGCCCAUGAUGGUGUUUGAUGAGUGAUCUCUCCUGCUCUUUUUCUCAACCCAUGAACCCUUCACUAUAUUUUCUCCCCCCUGUCCAGCUGCAGAGGAGAGUGAAUGAGGGGCUUUGGUGGCUGCCUGGCAUCUGGCCAGCACCAGCCCACUACAGUUGUGUGUCCAGUACUAUCAGCAGUCACCAGUUUUCAGCUUUUAUUUACCAGAAAAUAAUUGAUGUUUGUGUAAUUUUAAUGUGUCACUGUCCUUCUUUAAGGUUAAUGUCCAAUCUCACGUCCUUGGAAAUACAAAGAAAACAGCACACACAUUUGUUAACACUUGGCUACACAGUUUUUUCCCUUCCUGAUGAAUCUCCAUUUAAGAUUCCCAUGAAUUCACAGCACACAACAGAAUGA